AAAAAGAAAGGGGGAGAAGAAAAAAACUCGUAUGAAUCAAAUGAGGCAGUGAGAUCCACCGAAGAGGCAAGCCUCGAAAUCACCUUAUUCACGUCUUCAUCCUCCACCGGCUACUCUCUCUCUCUCCAUUAGUUCUGGCCAAACCUAUCAAUCCGUUUCCAAUUACAUCAUCAUUUCCCUGUCGUAAGCGCAGAGUCCCAAUUGUCCCUGGGUUGAUUUGGUCCGUAGAGGAGGUUUCUGCUCCCGAUCGCAACCUUUCCUGCGAAAUCUGGUCUCAAUCGUAGCUUCCCAGAUCGUGUUUUUGGUGAUCUGACGGCGUGAGACUGGUUCUUCAAUCUUUGGCAUUUGACCCCUUUGCGAAUUCGUCUUGCGAGGACGAGCUGCUAUCGUAAUUUCGGGAAUUAGGGUUUUCGUGGGCUCGCCAUGGAUUCCAGCAGGAGAGCUGUGGAAUCGUACUGGAGAUCGCGGAUGAUCGACGCAGCGACCUCUGACGAGGACAAGGUGACGCCAGUCUACAAGCUUGAAGAGAUCUGCGACCUCCUGCGAUCUUCUCAUGUCGGCAUCGUGAAGGAAGUCUCCGAGUUCAUCUUGAAACGUCUUGAUCAUAGGAGCCCCAUCGUUAAGCAGAAGGCUCUUAGGUUGAUAAAGUAUGCUGUGGGAAAGUCUGGUGCGGAGUUUAGGAGAGAAAUGCAGAGGAACUCGGUUGCUGUCCGCAAUUUAUUACACUACAAGGGCCACCCAGAUCCUCUCAAAGGGGAUGCACUUAAUAAGGCUGUAAGAGAGACAGCUCAAGAAGCUGUUUCUUCCAUAUUCUCGGAGGAGACCAGUAAACCCACUGCUGCUCCUGAAGGUGUCAGCAGACGUAUCCAAGGAUUUGGUAAUACGAACUUUGAGAUGCAUUCCGAAGAUAAGAAAUCAAUCCUGAGUGAGGUGGUGGGCAUUGGAACUGCAUCCAUAAAGCAAGGACUUAGUACCUUUGCUCAAAGUCAUUUGCCGAAGAAGAAUGAGAUUGGAAGCUACCGGGGCCCAAAUCUCCAUCGAUCUUUAACGAUGGAAGAUGAAAACUCUAGUAGAUAUCAGCCAGUUAUGUUAGGAAAUGAUGGUAACUAUGGGAUGCCGAAGAACACAGGCGAUGGAAAUUGGGGCCAAAUUUCCGGAGGAGCGAGUGAAAAUUCUGCUUCGGGUCAUGUUGCGAGCAAAACACGUGAAGAGAAGCUGUUGGAAACCAUUGUAACGUCUGGUGGUGUACGUCUGCAGCCCACUCGUGAUGCUCUUCAGGUUUUCCUCUCUGAGGCCACAAAACUGGAUGCGGUUGCUUUAAGCAUUGCUCUUGACGCAAAGCUCCAAUCUCCGCUGUGGCAGGUCCGGAUGAAAGCUGUAUGUGUUCUUGAGGCCAUUUUGAGGAAGCAGGAUGAUGACAAUUUUUCAAUUAUAGCUACAUAUUUUAGUGAAAACAAGGAUGUCAUACAGAGGUGCUCAGAGUCUCCCCAAUCUUCUGUCCGUGAAAAGGCUACCAGGGUUCUGAGCCUUAUAAAUGGUGGACAGUCGAGUGGUUUGAUGAGUAAUUUAGAAACUUCGGUGAAGAGAGAGAAAGCUUCUACUGUUGAUUUACCUGACUUGAUAGACACGGGUAGCGCAGAUUUUUUGACAGAUGAAACUGUGACAAAACCAAAUGAUAUAGGUAUGGCCAGUACGACAGUGACAACGGCCCCAUUAAUGGAUGAUCUGUUUGGGGAUAGCACAGGUGAACUGAAUAACAAAGAGAAACAAAAUGAUGACGAUCCCUUUGCAGAUGUAUCAUUUCAUUCUAGUGGAGUAAAAGAAAACCCAGAUGACCUGUUCUCUGGAAUGACUAUUGGUGCAAAACCGGGUGCUGGUGGUAACCAUACGAGAGAAAACAAGAUUGAGCCUGAGCCACUGGAUAUGUUUGGCUCGAUAUCAGACCUUAAAACAGAGGCAGAAAACCCGAAUAACAUAAACGAUUUGAUGGGGAGUCUCUUCGUUAGUGGGAACACCUCAAAUCAGAAAGGAUCAUCUUCCACCAGUACACUUCCCGAGAAUUUGUUUGCAACUUCAAGCACUGCUGUCCACCAACCACCAGAAAAUCCAUCAGGAGGCUUGCUUGGUUCACAAAUUCCUGGGUUUAUGCAAAAUCCAAUCGCUUCUGUGGGUGUUAUGCCAUUCAAUUUUCCUCCUGGGAUAAUGUUGAAUCCAGCUUUUGCUUCUCAGCCAUUUAAUUACGCUGCUAUGGAGAAUUUGUUAGCUCAGCAGCAAUUCCUUGGUAGUAUGUCUAGUUUCCAGCAGCUUGGUAACGUGAAUGCUCAGAGCGGUGGAAGUGGUUUCCCUGCCGGUACUAGUGGAGGAUAUCCCUCGCCACUUCCUGAUGUAUUCCAGGCAAAUCUGACUAAACAGCCUCCAACCUCGGUUAUGAAUGGUUCAAAGAAAGAAGAUACAAGAGCAUUUGAUUUCAUCUCUGAUCAUGUAGCGGCUGCCCGAGACACAAAGAGAGUAUCUUGAUGCCUCACGAUAGAGAUACUCGUUGAUCAAUCCGUAAAGUUUAUGGAAAAUAUCUUGUUGGCUAUUGAAGUGUGUUUUGGUCAUCUGAAAAUGGGAAGGAAGAAAUCUGAGAGGUGGAGGUCCCUGUCUUUUCUUUGGUUUCUCUUUCGGGGUCAUUCUGGAUUUGUUUGAAGUUAGAAGAGCAGAAACUGCAUAAGCCCACACAGCAUUUUCCCUUGCCGAUGUACAUGUUCUUUGUUUCUUCUUUGGUUGAAAGAACGUGUAAAGUUGCUCCUUAUUCAUCUUCUUUUUCUUUCA
Molecule: messenger RNA, 2814 nt
Organism: Tarenaya hassleriana
Lineage: Eukaryota; Viridiplantae; Streptophyta; Magnoliopsida; Brassicales; Cleomaceae
Product: VHS domain-containing protein At3g16270-like
Exons: 5
Coding region: 424-2517 (697 amino acids)
Cellular component (GO): trans-Golgi network membrane
Molecular function (GO): phosphatidylinositol binding; ubiquitin binding
Source: RefSeq, a predicted model, not a curated record